Molecule: messenger RNA, 987 nt
Organism: Auxenochlorella protothecoides
Lineage: Eukaryota; Viridiplantae; Chlorophyta; Trebouxiophyceae; Chlorellales; Chlorellaceae
Exons: 6
Coding region: 1-987 (328 amino acids)
Source: RefSeq, a predicted model, not a curated record
AUGCACAAUCGUUUACACCGGCCCUGCUCCCGUGAGCGACUACUUCAGGCCGAGGAGGACGGCUUCGUGGGGGUGGAGAAUGGUACCACGCGCAUGCUGGAGUGGGCCAAGCUGGCCUCAUUCAUGCAUGCGCCCGGCAUGCCAGUCUGGGCAGAGGAUGCGCGGGGUGGGCGGGCACCCCGCGCGGAGUCCGUGAGCCUGGUGUCGGACCGGGACCCUCUGUACCUGGACGACGCCAUCGUUCCCCAGGCCGACCAGGAGGAGCUACUGUCCAAGUACCAGUUCUUUCCCAUGGAUUCUUAUGUCUUCCAGGUCCCAAAGGACGAGGAGGGCCGACUGGACCUGGCAGGCACGGUCAUGCUGCACCGCGGCACGGGUGAGAAGGGCCCCCCCGAGGUGCUGGGCCGCCUACCCGAGGCCCCCACCCGCUUCCGGGACCUGCCCUGGGACUCGGAGUUCCUGGGCAACAAGCUGGAGAAGCAGGCGCCGCAAACCUGGGUCUGGGCCACCUACCUCGUCGGCUUUGCCGCGGGGGAUGCCCCCGGGCUGGAUCUGGGGUGCGUGUACCGCCUGGACGGCAUGCGCGGCCGCAUCGAGCAGUGCCGGGUGCAGCGCUUUGCCGCUCCGGACACCCCGCCCCGCCAGCUGCUCCUGCGCAUUCGCAGGGACGGGGCGGUGAUCCUGGACACCAAGGUCAGCGCGCCCACGCCCGUGGAGAUCGUGGAGGCUCACCUGGCGGGGCUGGUCAUGCCCAGCCGUCUGGAGGUGAUGCACGGCGGGGUGCCCGUGUCCGAGACCUGGUUCGACCCCAGCCUGGCGGCCGCCAUGGCUGAGAUGGAGGACACCGACCCGUCUCUGAAGGAUCACAUCGUCCCCGGGGAGAACCCCGAGUACGACGACGACAGCAUGCGUGACUUCAUGACGGAGUUUGAUGACGAGAUGGACGACGACGUGGACGACUUUGAUUCCCCGGCCAUCGACAUGUGA